CUGCAGCCGGAGCCGCCGCCACCGCCGCGAGCUCGAUGGGCUUCUCCUUCCCGCAGCCCAGUGUCUGGCCGUGUCCAGGGAGCAGUGGCUCCUGGUGCCGAGGAGCCAUCGCCGCAGCCCGAGGCCCGGUCCCGGGUUGGGGACUGCAGGAGGAGGCGACGGCGGCAGUGGCGGGAGCCCAAUUGGGGGCCUGGGACUGGGGAACUCCCUCCAGCUUCACGCUAUUCUUUCAGAUCCCUCCAGGCACUUUUGCUUUUAGUCCGUAAAAAAGCCAAUCUCUUGCCUCGGUGAUGUCACAGUGGCUGCAUGUCUACACAUGGUACAAUAUGGGGCCAGGUGCCAUUCUCAAUACCCUCAGAUGCCAGUAUGGACAGAAUAGCUUAUGAUGCUUAUCCCCACCCACCACUUCCGAAACAUUGAACGAAAACCAGAAUACCUCCAGCCGGAGAAGUGCAUCCCACCUCCCUACCCUGGGCCUAUGGGAACAAUGUGGUUUAUCCGCGACGGCUGUGGCAUCGCCUGUGCCAUCGUCACCUGGUUUCUGGUCCUCUAUGCAGAGUUUGUGGUUCUCUUUGUCAUGCUGAUUCCAUCCCGGGACUACGUGUACAGCAUCAUAAAUGGAAUUAUGUUCAACCUGCUGGCCUUCUUGGCCCUGGCUUCCCACUGCCGGGCCAUGCUGACGGACCCCGGGGCUGUGCCCAAAGGAAAUGCCACUAAAGAAUUCAUCGAGAGUUUACAGUUGAAGCCUGGGCAGGUGGUUUACAAGUGUCCCAAAUGCUGCAGCAUCAAGCCCGACCGAGCCCACCACUGCAGUGUUUGUAAGCGGUGCAUUCGCAAGAUGGACCACCACUGUCCCUGGGUCAACAACUGUGUUGGCGAAAACAACCAGAAGUACUUCGUCCUGUUUACAAUGUACAUAGCUCUCAUUUCCUUGCACGCCCUCAUCAUGGUGGGAUUCCACUUCCUGCAUUGCUUUGAAGAAGACUGGACAAAGUGUAGCUCCUUCUCUCCACCCACCACGGUGAUCCUUCUCAUCCUGCUGUGCUUCGAGGGGCUGCUCUUCCUCAUUUUCACAUCCGUGAUGUUUGGGACCCAAGUGCACUCCAUCUGCACAGAUGAGACGGGUAUUGAACGCCUCCAGCGAAAGAAUCAGCCCAGGCAGCACACGUGCAGCUGGCACUCGGUGGAAGACACCUUAGGUGGGGGCUUUUCCCUGAACUGGUUCAACCCCUUCUCCAGGCCGUGUCAACCACAGAUCCCCAUUGAAAAGGACUUGGUGCGGCAUGUGGAAUCGCUGUCGGACAUCAACGCAACUGAAACAAUGGAGGAGCAAUCAGAGGACACAAAGGACGGGGACUCUGUGGAGGUGACAGAUGAAUAGAUGGUGCUGGGGGGUAAGAACCAAUACUAAAAAGUGGCUACCAACCUUUGUACUGGGGUUUUGGCUAAAGGGGCUCAUGGGCGUGAUACUCUUCCCAGCACCUGCUGACGCUUCCCUCAGGCCACUCACUUGGCACUGCCAACCCCUGUAAGCCCCACCUCCUCCCUCUCUUCAUUUUGGGCCAGGUUUGAGGGUAGGGGGGUGGACUGGCGACAGCAGAGGAGGAUUGGGGGACUUUCUCUGAGUUCACCUAAGUAGAGUCUGCCCUGAGAGUGAUCUCAGGAACCAUCCUCCAAGACUGGGAGGCUUUCACAGCCUCUGCCCAGCAGAGCAGCUCUGAACAAGGCAGCCCAGGGACAGAAAAGAGCCUGCCUUUCGCUUCUUUUGGGGAGGUUAAGGCCCUGGCUCCUUCGAUUGUGAGAAGUAAGGCCAUGAUUUCGUGAUGAAAGGACAGGGCAGGGCUGGCCUUGGGGACCUUGGUGGGACACUGACAUGAGGGGAGACCAACUUAGAAAGGCUGCAAAGAUCCCAGCCAUUCCCUAGAGAGGGCUUUCCCCUGCUGUCUGCCUAAAUUAAGAGAAGGGCAUGGCUGCCACAUCUACCUUCAAGGGGUCAGGCUUGGUUUGAGAGAGAAUCUCGACCCUAGGCUAUACACAUGUAUGCGACAUGCCUAGGAGGGACAUGAGCCUAAAUUAUGACAGUAGCCCCCAAAAUUAGCUUCUAUUACACUUCCGUAGACACUAGAAUCUUCACUGAGUCAGACAGCUUGGAGCUGUCCUGCCUUGUGGCUACAAACUUAUUCAUUCAUCAGUAGGAACAGGACCUAUUUAGAGCUACUGGGGACUCUCUAACCUCACCAUUGAGAACUUAAUUUAACUUUCCCUCCUGGACAUAUGGGCAGAAUUGACCAGAAAUCCUGCCUGUGUGUUUUAGGCCAGUUCAGCCAAGAUGGUGCCCAUCUUGUCUCUUUGAAAGGAUGGGUGAUGGUCAGGGCCUGCAGAUUGAUAAGCCAGGAAGACAGACAGACACACACACUUCUACCAGGGUGAGCCCAGACCCUAGUCACCCCAUUGGAAGCCUGGGUGACCAUCACUAAAGGUCUGAACAGGGAACAGUGCUGGUGCUCCUAAGCCAUUCCCAUGGUUGCUGAUGCAGCAUCUCGUGCACAAAGUCCAGCAGAAGGGUUCACAUCCCAAUUUGGUAUAAGAAAUGCAUUUCCCACCCUCAAUCCUGGCUUAGGCCAUUGUUCUUCUCUGUGGCCCAUGUUCCCAGUUUUGGCUGGCACCAGCACUGGCAGAGGGCACAGGCACUAGCAGAGCCUGCCCAUGCAGGGUCUCUGUGUAGGGCCCCUCUCCCAACUCCAGGCAAAAGGGCUUCCGUCCUGGCCCAGAGGGGCCUGUGGCCCCAGUGCUUGGAGGUACUGCCGUGGGAUGCAGAGAAAUGAAAGCCAUGGUGACCGUGAGAAAGAAAGGAGAGCCAGGCAGUGGCCUAGUUCCUGGAUAACAUUCUAGGGCAUUCCAUGAAGAGCAAUGAUUCUGUCAGAGACAGACCCUCUGUCUACAACUGAUGAUCCACCAAGGUCUGGGGUUAAUUGCUCAGAGGGGACAACGUUCACAAAGCCACCUCUGUCCUAACCUGGCUCAGAGCUCUCCGAUUAUGUCCCCCAAGAGGGGUGAUGGCAGGACUCUAGUGUUAACAGAGCCACCAGAAAGGCAUGGAGCCAUCCACACUCAGGCCGCAGGCCUAUUUUCUGGGUCUGUAUCAGCUUUAAUAUUUAUUAAUGAUGAUGUAAAGAGUCCAAGUUGGCUCUGAAGCCAGUUAACUCAUAAUCUGGGCAGAGAGUUGACACUCACUGCUGUGGGAGAGAGCCAUUCUCUGACUGUACGGGCCCCUAUCUGUUGUCCUAACCCAGAAGCAGCCCUGGGCUGCCAGUGUGGUGGACUGUAUACCAAAGAAACUCCAUGCCAGGGACGAAAGCAGUGCCAGCCCGCUGGAGUCUCCCGAGGCAGCAGUCAGAAUGAGGGAAGGGGCUGGCCAGUUGGCGCAGGUGUUUAGAGCACGGUGCUGUAGCAUGAAGGUCAAGGGCUCAGAGCACCAGACCGGCCAGCCGCCAAAAAAAAUAGAGAGGAGGGUUCGCUGGUCACUGUUUGCUGACGUCAGUCUCUGCUGAGCUCAGGCCUGAGAUCAGAGGCAUCUGCAGAGCCGCAUGGCCCUUGAGACACGUCCUUGCACAUUGAGGUUCUUCGUCAGAGCCCGCUUGGCCUGAAAGCAGAGGUAGCCACUAGCCCCAGAGCCCAUUCUGCUUUCAGACUGGCUGCACUGGAAAGGAAGGUUGGGGUGGGAGGCAUUUUACCUGCACAGAGUCAGACCCUGCCCGUCCCUCAUUGCUGACCGCAUCUCCAUGCCAGACCUCAGUCGCAUCAAUACCCGUUCCCUGAGGUGCUGGGCUGGGCCACAGCUGGGAUUAUGUGGGUACUAAUCUGUCCCACCCUGAGCCUCAUGCCCCCACACCAGUGACACAGCAACCUUCUCUCCGUGGUGGCUGUUGACAGCAUAAUGUUCUGCUUAGCCUCAAACUGAAAGCAUUGCAACUGAUGUCAAAACAGGACAAGGUUACAGGAAUGAUGGCUGGGUGAAAACCUUUGCCUCUUUGAAUAAAAAGCUCUUUGCUCA
Molecule: messenger RNA, 4054 nt
Organism: Cynocephalus volans (Philippine flying lemur)
Lineage: Eukaryota; Metazoa; Chordata; Mammalia; Dermoptera; Cynocephalidae
Gene: ZDHHC3
Product: zinc finger DHHC-type palmitoyltransferase 3
Exons: 8
Coding region: 383-1381 (332 amino acids)
Molecular function (GO): palmitoyltransferase activity
Source: RefSeq, a predicted model, not a curated record